UGCUCCACGAGAUAAGAGCGGAUGAUAAUGCAACGAGUAAAUGCUGCUUUAUAGAAAUCUUUUAAUCAUUCAUUCGAAUCGCGCCUUUUCAUUCGCUUGGCAACACCACGGAAAAUUUACGAACUCUGCCAAGGACAAUACAUUGCAGACGAUACGGAUACAGUGAGGUUAAGUCUAUUUUUAUCGUCUACACUUGCGAAGUGAAACUUAGAAUGGCAAAACUAAUCAUGCAAAUGGCAAAAUACACCACGAGAACAUUUUCCUAUAUUGGUAAAGAUAGUUUACUUACUUCUCCUGUCUCGAAAGUAGCAUUAAGGGUCUCACGCUCCAUCGCCACGACUCGAUGCCUCAACGCCGAAAGAUUAUAUACAGAGAAGCAUGAAUGGAUAACAAUUGAUGGCAAUGUGGGCAUAGUUGGAAUAUCCAACUAUGCACAGGAAUCGCUGGGUGACGUUGUUUACGCACAGCUUCCAGAUGUUGGAUCUGUAAUAGAAAAAGAAGCUGAAUGUGGAGCAUUGGAAUCGGUGAAGGCUGCUUCUGAAUUGUAUAGCCCUGUCAGUGGAAAGAUUAUAGACAAAAAUGAAGCGGUUGAAAAAACACCUGGUUUAGUAAAUUCGUCUUGUUAUGAAAAAGGAUGGUUGUUUAAAGUAGAAUUAAGUAAUGUGGAUGAAAUCAAGAAUCUAAUGGAUGAAAAUGCAUAUAACUUAUACUUAAAGUCUGAUCCACACUAAGCAUGUUACAUUUUCAACAUAUGCGAAGUUACGAUUUAGUCGUAGUUUAAUUUUUAUCUAUCUCUUAGCCAGCUAUUUGUACAAAAAAAAAUAUAUGUCAAAGUUUUUAUUUAUUGUAAAGCAUAAAAUGACAAACAUGUUUGAUUAUGUGUUAAUGGUCAAUGUUUUAUGAAGCGAACUGAUCGAACAAAAUGAGUUUAAGUUAUAGUAGCAUAAUAUAAUGUAAGUAUAUAUCAUAUCUUUGCAAGUACAAAAAGUAUUUUGUUUGUAAAUUAUGCAGAGGCACAAUUGUUUGUGUAACAUUAAGCAACAUGCUUAAUGUAGUACAUGAGGUGUACACGCAAACAUCGUGAAUCAAGAAUAUGAAGCUGAGUGCAGUAGUUAGCUGAUGUCUUUAUUAACCACUGUGCAUUUUCUUAUCUUGUUAUCAUAUUUGUACAAAGCAAACAAAUGUUUUAAUAUACAUGUUAUUCGGUAUACGAAUGACACCAUUGUUGUUACAAAUUAUAGUAAACUUUGUGUUGUACAUAAACGCAUUUAAAUUAUAAUAACUUGUGUAUAUAAAGAAACGAUUGAAUGUUUUGAAAUACUAUUUGUAAAUUUCGGAAAAUUGUCUGUUUAAUAAUUUACGUAGUACCAUCCUGUACCUUCCUUUCGAAAUCUAUCGUACGUCUCACGGACAUCGUACAUAUUUUACAAUAAUACCAAAGACAGGAGUGCAAUAAGGGAAAUAUUAUUGUUUAAAAGGAGUUCAAUCAGUAUAAUAUAUAAAAAAUAGCACUGUCAACCCUAAAAAGGAACAGUUAUUAGUUAAUAAUAAAGAUAUAUUUACAAUCAAUUAUUUUUUUCUACAUAAUUUACAAUUGCCAACUCCUAAUGGCAGUGUUAACAACGCAUAAUAGUUCUUCUUUUAAUGUUAAUUCCAAUUAUUUAUUGGAGCAAAAAAUCACAUCGAUAUUAAAUUAGAUUAUUUGCCAAUUAUAAUUGGUAACUGUACAUAUUUAACACAAUGCUUAUUACACCAGUAUUAUCGUACUUUCUAGUUACAAUUAUCAAUAAACAUGUUGUAACAGAAUCGAGCGGACGAUUAAAUAGGAUGGACACAUACAAAGAUCAUUGAUUUAGGGAUAUAUUUAAAAGAGACAAUUUUCGUUUUUGAGUCAAUUGUGUUUGCGAUUUUUAUAAGUUGUUCCAAAAUUAUCAGACCGACACGUUCUACAAAGAGUCUCCGAGGAUAAAUGAAAUUACAAUAAAUAAAAUAUUACGGUUUUAACUUGUUUUUACCCAAACAGCAACAUGGGAUUAAGUGUAGUUUCAAAGCUUCGUUGGUAAUCGUUAAAAUUUCGACUCAGAUAUAUUAUACAUAUCAUGUACACGUAUAAUCUAAUUUGGAAUAAACAUAGUAAUAACUAAGAUAGUAACAUGGAAAUAUAACAGGUUCAAUACUUGAAUGGAACUUUACAUUCUGUCGUUACGCAUAUUACAGAAGUCGUAGACUUCAAGUCUACAUAGGUAACAUUCAUACAUUCCAUUUAAUUUGCUAUCUGGGUGUCUAUUCUGAGGUAUGUGGUUUACUAAAAAUGUAAAAAUGUAAGACUUAAUACAGUUACAAAGAGGUAGACAUUCAUAUGCGAGUUAAAUAAAAGUAAUCCGUUUUGAAAGUAUUUAAAAGAACUAGAAAGCCAAUAAUAAUGCAAACUGUUUUCCGAUCGAUCGAUUAAAAAGAACCAGGCGAUUUGAAAAUUUGGGAACACGUUAAUACAUUUUGCAUCUAUAUCGAAGAUUUCAAAAAUUUGACCGUGGACACAAAUCUUUACUCACACGAUAAGUACAUGCAUGCUUUCGAAAAUAUAUACGUAUAUAUAUUCUUUCAUGGUAGUAAUACUCGCAGCUACUCCUCCUGGUUUGAUUCAACACUCGAUUCUUAAUCUAAUGUGGCAUCGAGUUUGUUUUUUUUUUUUAUUUUUACAUACAUCAACAAAUUGUUUACAUCUAUAUUUAAUAUCUUAUUACGAAGUCGGUGGAAAAGUGAAAGUAGUAAAAUAGCAUUUUUUCCAGGUACUUCUUUGAUAGAGGAUAUAAACAGUAGGAGUUGCAAAGGGUGGUACUACCAGCCUACCAGUACGAGCAAAGAUUUCUGUUCUUAUUACCACACUUGAGCCUCGAAUCUAGCACGUGUAAUUACCGAUGGCUUAGAUACCACAGGCGUCGAAAAGACAACCUUCACAGCACUGAAAAGUUUCUGACUAUUGACUAAACAAUAAUAAUCUAUUAGUGAAAAAUUACUACGUUCGAUCGCUAUCUUAACAUUCAGUAAAUAUUUAUCUAUUUAACAACUGCGAUAAGACAAUAUUGAUCUUAUAUACUUAGUAAUAAUUGCUAGAUAAUGUAGGACCACAUAAACCUUGCUCCAAUGAUUCUUUUAUUUCUUAAACAGAAUCUUUAUUAUAAUACAAUAUACAAUAAUAAAAUAUCGCAUUUUGUGGUUAUUUUUUUCCGCCACCUAUUUGAAAAAUAAUAAAGAGAAAAAUACAUGAAUAAGAUUCUAAAAUUAGUGAAGACAUUAAGUAGCUAAUGAUUUUUUCUCGGUAAGCAACAGAAAUAUAUUUAUUUUAUUAAACUAUACACAAAAUAUUAUAAUUACAUAUUUAACAUGAUUCAUACUUUACAACAUAAUUGGAAUGUGUUAACUAGUAUUUACAAUAUAGUAGCCCUGCUGUGUGCAAGUGUGACAAAAUGCAGAUUUUUUAUAGGAAGUUCUAAGGAUGCCCAGGUGGCCGUGCGACAUAUAUGUAUAUAUGUAUAUAUAAGUAUAUCACAUGAAAUUUUACUGUCGUUCAAGUAUGCCCAUUGAAUCCCUUGCAGAAGCAUGAUUGACUGGAGAGUCGGCAAUCUUUUUUUUUCGUUCGUUACUAUUAGGAUAUCUUUUUGUUCAAAAUGAGAGCAAGGCUUCAGUGGUAUGCUUAAAAAUAAUCGCUUCUAGUAUUAGAAAAAUAGCUUUACUUAUUUAGACAAAAGUUGCCUGCCCUUUGACCAAUAUUUUGUUAACCACCCUUUGUACUGUUUUCAAGGCAUCUUGCUUACUGUUUCCCUGCGCUUGUACCCACCAACAGGGGUAGUAAUUCUCCAUGGAUACAUCUCUAAAACUUCAACAUCAAAUAUAGAAAAUAUAUGUCAUUAUGUUUAUAUAUUUAGAUACACGUUAUAAUACAUAUAUUAUGUAUAUAUGUAAAGUAUGUACGUCUAUACUUGAUUUGUUUGCAUAGGUAUUUUUUGAACCAGGGCCCCUUAACUUGGUCCAAUACCUAAGCAGCGUUAGCUCUUAGUAGGUACUUGAGGUCCACUUUGACGGU
Messenger RNA from Hylaeus anthracinus, 4084 nucleotides. RefSeq names its product glycine cleavage system H protein, mitochondrial (gene ppl). The transcript is spliced from 3 exons. The record is from RefSeq and is a predicted model, not a curated record. Gene Ontology annotation, biological process: glycine decarboxylation via glycine cleavage system; protein lipoylation. Lineage: Eukaryota; Metazoa; Arthropoda; Insecta; Hymenoptera; Colletidae. The coding region runs from base 213 to 731 and encodes 172 amino acids. Gene Ontology annotation, cellular component: cytoplasm; mitochondrion; glycine cleavage complex.